AACACCGCGGACAUAUGAUAAACAUUCCCAGGUUAUAAGUGCAAGGGAUGACAUAAGGACAGCUUGCCAGUGAGCUUACAAAUAAUUCCUUAAUAAUGAGUACCAUUACGAAGGUCCUUAGUUUAUCGAGGGCUGUCGGCUCACUCUGUAAUAAUCUCAGGGCAUUAAGUGUAGGAAGCGCCGGUCCAGCUAUAUCUAGUCCUCUUCUAAGAAACUCCACCCCAAUCACUAGCAAUGCCUUUCACACAACAUCCUCCCGUCAGGAUCUAAUGGAAUUUUUCGAUGACAAGAAAAAUUGGGGCGAGAAUGAGGUGAAAGUAGGCAGAGCAUGGCGAGCAGAUGAGCUCCGUAUUAAGUCCAAUUCCGACCUGCACAAACUCUGGUUCAUUCUACUGAAGGAAAGGAACAUGCUGCUCACAAUGGAGCACGAGUGCAAUGAUAAGAUGGAAGUGUUCCCUAGUCCGGAGCGAUUGGAUAAGGUUAAGGAGUCAAUGGAAAAUAUUGAGACAGUAGUCCGUGAGCGGAAUAAGGCAUACCAUUUGCUAGAAACUGGUGAAACGGGAGAAAGACCGGGCCGGCUUGUUACUAACCCAUUAGGGCUGAAGUUUUACUACAGAUCCGCAGAGCAUGUCAUCCCGUCCUUCAUGAACACGAAAUGGUUCAAAACUCAUCAAUUCCAAUACAGCGGGCGUGCGGUUCGUAAAUUUUUACUGCUCUACCGCGAGAAACUGUACAAUGAAAAGCGAAGGGCGAAGAACCGAGAUCGCAACCACGUAAUGAUGCUUAUGCGACGCAAUCCGAACACAGACGUAAACCUGCUUCGGGAACGCUAUCCGCAUGUGAAUAUUGAUAAAUUGAUAAGAGAUGAUAAGUGCAGAGGACAUUAUGUGCCGAAGUUUUAACCUAUGAAUGUAGAUUAAAUUACAAGGAAAGUUGAGUGAA
Molecule: messenger RNA, 942 nt
Organism: Hermetia illucens (black soldier fly)
Lineage: Eukaryota; Metazoa; Arthropoda; Insecta; Diptera; Stratiomyidae
Gene: mRpL47
Product: 39S ribosomal protein L47, mitochondrial
Exons: 5
Coding region: 96-902 (268 amino acids)
Biological process (GO): mitochondrial translation
Cellular component (GO): mitochondrial large ribosomal subunit; mitochondrial ribosome
Molecular function (GO): structural constituent of ribosome
Source: RefSeq, a predicted model, not a curated record